Lachancea mirantina is the source of this 3813-nucleotide messenger RNA. Lineage: Eukaryota; Fungi; Ascomycota; Saccharomycetes; Saccharomycetales; Saccharomycetaceae. The record is from the annotation of a GenBank genome assembly.
AUGGUGGUUUUGAAGACUCAAAUGGCUUUCAAGAGGUCGAUUAUACCGACAAUGAAGGAAAACACGACCGUUGAGCAAUUGCUGGAUACUCUAAACUCCCUGCAUGAACAUUUAUCAUCUCUGAAACAAGAAGCCCUUGACGUGUCAUCGAUUGAUAAAUAUCGAGCCGAACUCAUGGACCGGAGGAUUUUCAAAAAUAAGGAUGCGGGCGUGCGGACUCUUUGUGCUUGCUGUUUGAGUGACAUUCUGAGACUUUAUGCGCCUCAUGCUCCUUACACAGGAGAGGAGCUCCGGGCCAUCUUUCAGCUGUUUUUCAGUCAGUUUCGGCUUCUGAAAGAGCCUGAUAAUGGAUACCAUGCGCAGCAGAUAUUUUUGGCUACGAAUUUGUUGGAAUUUAGGUCCAUUGUUCUUCUCACACACGUUCCUAAAUGUGACGCCUUGAUCGAUGAGCUUUUUGAAAUUUUCCUUCCAAAAGAAGGAGCCGCUUUUCCUGAACGUUUGUAUAAGCUGGCGGCGGGACUAUUGGGCGAAAUUAUCUCAGAAUGCGAUGCACUUCCUACUUCUGCUCUCAAGAGAGUAUUUAACAGAAUUCUUUCUCAUUCUGCCAAUGCCUCCCUUGCCAAGGCUCCGCCCAAAAAAGAUGCAGGUUUUGAAAUUAGCCUAAUCAUCUGUGAGACGUACUCCAACAGGCUUGGAAGGCAUUUCAUAAAGCUAUAUUCCGAAAUCAUGUAUGAGCUUUUAGACACGCGUGGGGAAAAUGGAGCAGAACUCGACAAUGGUGGACGACACGGAAAGGGUUACAGUAAGCUGUCAAAACUCAAUCGCCUAACUUCCCUUUUAUGGAUUUAUGCACCAGAACUUGUAUCUUCGGUACUGGGCUUCGUAAAUCAGAUGCUUUGUUCGGACAAUGAGCUUUUGCGCGAAUCGGCAACAGACUGCGUUGGUCGAAUGUUGGCCACUACCCAAUCGCAGAACUUUGUGGUGGCUCAUAAGGAGACAUAUAAAAUUUGGUUAAGCAAAAUGGCAGACAUUUCUGCCAACGUCAGAGUGGCUUGGCUGUCCGAGAUUUCAUCCAUUUUGCAGGUCAGAAGUGAUAUCUCCGACGAUAUCUCUAAAGGGCUCUCCAAAACGCUCAUCGACUCUGAUCAUGUCGUUCGCUUAGCCGCUGUUGAAUCACUGGCUGCUCUUAACGUCACAGUUAUUUGGGCCAUACCUUCCAUGUCAAAAGUUAUCUCAGCUCUACUACAUUUGGUAAGAGAAACCAGACGAGACGUCAGAGAGAAAUGCCUUGAAACUGUCACCGAGCUUUAUGUUCAGUCGAUGCAGCAGGAAAACAAAGUGCAAAGUCAGGACCUUCAAACUGUUGUCAAAACUAUACCGUCAGUUAUUUUGCACUUGUAUUACAUCAACGAUCCUAAUAUCAAUGCUCAGGUCGAUAUGGUCUUAUUCGAAAAGCUGUUACCACUAACGCUUAGCAGUGAGCUUCUGGUCGAGCGCCUUCUAAACAUGGUACACGAUUUAGAUAAAAAGGCGUUGAGCUCUUUUUAUGCCUUUAACAAGAGGCAAUUGCAAAUGUCAGCUGCGUUGCAGCAAUACAUUCAACUGUGUGAGAAAACUAACAUGCCAGAAGGUGAAAAAGUAUCAAAAACGCUAGAAGAUCGUUUUCAAAAGAUUAUUCAAUGGUUAAGCUUUGGCUUUCCAGACCAGUACGAUGUCAAAGGCGUUCUGCAGUUGUUCAGAAACUUGAAUAACAGACGGCUUUACUUUUUGGUGAGCGUAAUUAUAGCAGAUGACUCGAAUUAUUCAAAACUGAGGAACGCGUAUCAAGAAUUCAUAAGACGGCUUGGGGAUGGGCAGGCUCUUUCCAGCCAUAGCGACGAAGCUGAAACUGACGACAUGGGGGAAGAGACAUUGAUGGUCUUCAAAAUCAUUCUCUAUCGAUCUGCUCCAUUUAUCUAUAACGUUAGCAACGUACCGUUGCUACUGAGAGCUUCUAUAAACACCGACCUUGCAAAUAGCCUUGUUGCAAAGAAGCUAAUUGAUCAAAUUUCUGAAGCUAAGCCUGAUAUUCUCGAGGGACAGAAGAAAGAAUUGAUUAUUAUAAUCGAGAAUGGGAGAACCACCCAAGAUGAAAAAGCACUUCCUGUGGGCGAUGCUUUGCGCACGGUUUACAAAAUUGAAAAAUCCCAGCAAGAACGUCGUGCCCAAUAUGAGGAUAAGUUCUUUGAUUUAUUAAUUGACUACACCGUGAAUGGAUCACUAAUUGAGGCAAAAUACGCUGUAAAACUUUUAAGUCUGUUUCCGUCGAAGGAGUUUUGUCUGGAAAAAGUAAGAGUCAAAAUUCUGCCCUUGAACUCUGCAUCUAAAGAUUUUGCGAAACAGGUUCUCGUUCUUUCUGAGAUAUUCAAAUUUGCUCCUCACUUACUUGACGAGAACUCCACUGAUAUAGUGAGCUAUUUGAUAAAGGAGACCUUAUUGGCGAACAAUGUCGAAGAAAGGCCGGUUGACAAUGUCGGAUGGAUCAGCGAUGAGAAUAUCAUGGACGGAGAGUGUGACGCUCUGGCCGCAAAAAUCUUUUCCUUGAAGCUCUUCACAAAUAAAUUAAGGGCGAUUGCGGGUCUUGUAGAUGAAGAUGAAUUGGCAAAUGUUUUUACUCAAAAGACCAUAAAGCUUUUUGUCUACAUAAUCGCUGGGGGCGGUGAAUUGAUUCCUGAAGAUAGUGAGUAUUUUCCUACCCCGCCGGAUUUUCAGACGAGAUUAAGAUGUAGCGCGGGUCUUCAGGUACUUAAGUUGGCCAAAAUUCCUGCAUUGAGCCACUUAAUCAAAUCCGAGUACAUUUCCAAGCUCGUAAAUCUUGUUGAGGACGAGUCACUCAAAGUGCGCUCUGAAUUUCUCGAGAAACUCAAAGAUUUCCUAGGUAGAGAGGAAAUUUCCAUCAAGUUUUUACCACUUAUCUUUUUCACCGCCUAUGAGCCCAAUGCAGAUCUGAAGGCCACCAUAAAGACCUGGAUAAAUUUCAUGUUCGACAAUGUAAAGGCCAAAACAACCACAACAAGUACAAAAUUUGAGCGAGCUUUACCACGAUUUAUACAUUCCAUUGCUCAUCAUCCAGAUAUCGUAAACGGCCUUGAAGCAGAAGGAAAAGCAACCCUUGAUAGCUUGACUACAGCAGUGGAUUACCUCAUUUUCUAUUUCGAUUCUAUUGCAAAUGCGUCCAAUUUAAGUUUGCUGUAUUACUUCUCCGCAAGAGUUAAGCAAUAUCAAGAUGCACUAGAAGACGAAAUUCCUUCAGAAGGCUUAUAUGAUUCCGAGUCUAAUUUUCCAAAAAGUCUAAACGUUUACGUGAUAGCCGAACUAUCUCAGCUCGUCUUGAAUCAACUCAGUGAGCAGAAAAAUUGGUCCAUCGCUGCUCACCCUGCAAAUCUUAACUUACCUGGUGAUAUAUUUAAACCUUUCGACACCAUCGACAAAGCACGACAAAACGCCUUCGAGACAUAUCUAACACAAGAGCAGACCUCGAUAAUGCGUAAAACAAUCGAGAUGAAAUUGGGACGGCUAUCAAAAAAAUCUCAAACUGUCAAGCAGCAAGUACAAAAGAGGAAAUUGGACGACGAAUACAAGGGAUCUAAGCGAAAGGUAAUCACAGGAGUACACCAAGACUCGAACGUCAAAUCUUUGAGAAGUGCGACUUCGUUCGAUGAUGUGUACGUACCCCCAACUUCUUCCAAGGAGAGUCGCAACGUAUUGAGAAAAAGCUCACGGCAGAAAAAGAAUGUAAAUUACGAUGACGGCGAAAGUGAUGAUGAAUACUAA